AUGCAAAAUUCGUCCAGAAUAAAAUCGGUGUCGGCCACUUCAAUGAUGGGAAAAAAAUCAUCAACCACUAUGGCACAGAAGCCGACAUCAUCUUCGACGAAUUCUCGGAAAAGCAGGGAUGGGAAAAUAUCUCCUUAUGACAGCAAUCAACAAAAACAAUUAAGUCAUUCAAGAAAGUUCAAUAGAGGUCAUUCAUCUCCAACAUUUUCAUCACAAAAAACGAAAAAUCAAAAUGAAUUAUAUUCACGAUCUUCGACACCACAAAACAAACGACCGAGUAAUCAAGAAUCUCUCUCCAGAGAUGAUCAUGAAAUAGAUGAAAAAGGCUUGAAUGGAGAAAAAUCAAUGACAAUUACCUUGUUGACAAGUUUUAUUUCUGAGGGAGAAAAGUGUAUGAAAAAUCGAAACUGGGAGAGAGGAAUUGUCUCGUUCACGAAAGCUCUGGAGUACGACCCUUCCAAUAAGUAUUCUUUAAUUUGUCGUUCAAAAUGUCAUAUGAAUUUGGGAGCUUUUGACAAAGGUAUUGAAGAUGCAGAACAAGCAUUAGAAAUUGAUCCAACAUACCAUCGAGCGUAUUUAGCCAAAGCUGAGUGUUUAUACGCAUCAGGAAAAUUUGAAUAUGCACUUGUUUACUAUUACAAAGGAUAUGAUUUGAGGAAAGAUAUAGAGGAUUUUAAGAAAGGAAUUCGAAAAGCAAAAAUUGCCAUCAAUGAAUCCAUUGAACAAGACGAAAUUGAUAGAAACAUCAGAAACAUGAAGCAACCACUUUCUUGCAGAGUAAGCACUGCGAGAACAUUUCUCUCAAGUCGACCUUCGUCUGCAAAAUCUACAACAAAGCCCGUCACAGACACAACAAAUCGAACCGCCAACAAAUCGAACACUCAGUCUAUCAUCAUUCCUUCCACAAGACGAGUUGUAUCACCAAGACAGGUCUUUCAAGGAAGUGACUCGAUUGUUUCUCCUCUGUCAAGCUCUAUAGUCUCUCGGCCGUCCUCUGCAAGACACAUUUCUUCUCAGCCAAAUACCUGUAGAACUGGAUCCUUCUGUAGACCAAAGUCAGCUGGUCCCACACGAAACGUAUCCUCUCCACCCUUAACGACUCCCACCAAUUCCCAAACUAAUGUCUCCUCAAAACGGCAGCCCUCUUCCUCCAACUCCACACAAACAAGCAACAAAGAGCCCAAACAAACAAACAAUUUAAACACAAGCGGAAGCCUUACUUCGCGAUCUACCUAUUCCUUCUCAAGGCCUCCCUCCUCGUCACGACCAAAAAGCGCAACAACAACCAGAAAAGAAAAAUAUUUGUUAGGAGAAUUUACCAAAGACGAAGAGUAUCUCAAUUCUUUACUCACGGAUAAGACUUUAAGAAAAUCCAUGUCUGGAGAUCCUUCUAAAAAACCACUUUCAGACAUUACCAACAUUGUUGAGGACACAUUAGAAUUUUUAGAUAAAAGGAAAGAAUUUUGGAGGCACUCCAUCACGACAGGAUCAACUACCUCGGCCAUUCACGUCACACCGACCACUCCAACACCUGUACAUGCAAGUUUAUUCAAUCCUUUCCGAAAAGACUUUUUCCACAAUACUUCAACUUUGUCACCUUGCACAAGACCCAAAUCAGCAAGUGCUGUAAUGUCUCGCAAAGGAAGCUCGAACCACAACCCGGCCCUUCUUUCAACUGCCAACAAGUACUCACUGUUUGUGUAA
Molecule: messenger RNA, 1704 nt
Organism: Naegleria fowleri
Lineage: Eukaryota; Heterolobosea; Eutetramitea; Acrasida; Naegleriidae
Exons: 2
Coding region: 1-1704 (567 amino acids)
Molecular function (GO): protein binding
Source: RefSeq, a predicted model, not a curated record